CAGACAAUGGCAGCCAGCAUAUGGACCAAUAUUGUACUGUGGGCUCUUCUCGGGAUGUGUAAAGGAAAUCUUCCCACCGUGUUCUCCAGCGAGGGACAGAAGGUCACUCUGCCAUGUCACAGGACGUCCACUAACUGCUCCACCACCGUCUGGAACUACGGAAGUGACAAAACCAUUGAAAUAGUUGCACAUGGGAUGGUCAGACAUAACCUGGCUGACAGCAGAACCAACCGCCUGAAAGUGGAGUCAAAUUGCUCUCUAACGAUUCUUAAUGUAAAACCUGCAGACGCUGGGCAAUAUAACUGCCGGGUGUAUAACAGUCAAUUAGCAUACAACGACUCGUUCGUUUUUCUCACUGUUCUGAACAUCACUUCCUCACAGCUAAAACCUGAGACAUUGACCUGCUCCCUGCAGUUCUGUACUAAACAUAUAAAUAAAGACAUGAAACUGACUUGGCUGAAUGAUGAUGGCAGUGACCUAAUGCAAGAUACCAGGUACAACAUCAUACAGACCAGAUGUCAUUCAACUCUGACUGUGACUCUGAAUCAGUCAGACCACAACAGGAAGUGGACGUGUCAGCUGACUGUGGAUGGGAGACUGGAGAGCUCAGCCAGCUACAUAACCACUCUCUCUGGAAGCGUCACAGCCAUACAGCUGCCAAUCCGACUGGCUGUUUUUUUCUUUAUUCUGGCUCUGCCUCUGAUCAUUGGAGCUGUAAUUUACACCAGGAAGAGGAUCCGGCCAAUCAGAGACCAAGUGUCCUCAGGGACUGAACUUCAUGAGUAUGUCAAUACAAAUAACAAGCCCUGAUUCAUCAGCACUCCAUCAGUGUGAGACCAUCGAGCACCUGCCGAGCGAAGCUUGUGAUUGGUGGACACAGAGAUGGUGGACAGCCUUCCACAGCCUCACCUCUUCAGGUCCAUCACUCACAACUGCAGCUCGAAAGCCCAAUAAUAUGGAUUUUUUUAUUAUGUAUUAAACAAAGCAAAUUUAUAUGUUUUAAAUUCCUUUCCUGCUUGUUCUUUUUAAACAGUAUUCUCAGGACACGUGAUUAGCUACAAUCAAAAUUAUGACAUACUAAGUCGUAAUUACGAGAUACUAAAUUGAAAUUAUGAGAUGAACUAGACCAAUCACAUUGCUUCAUAUACACAGUUCGCACCUCAUACUCGAUAUUCAGUUAUCUGGCUGUAAAAUCUCUUUAACAAAAGGAAGCCAGGUGGUUGCCUUUGAUGUCCAGCACACAGGCAGUCAUGCACAACGAUCAUCCUUGCGGUUUGAGCCCUUUUCCCUAUCUGUGCUUAAUCUUGUUAGCAGCUACGAAAAUAGGAGAUUUCAGCUGUAUUGAGAUCCAGCAUUUUGAGUUGAUGGUUACUUUUGCAAACCCUUUGAUUUUCCAGAUUCCUGUACAGGGGAAUUUUAAUUAGUAUUUGAAUGUCCGCAUGUUCUCUUCAUGCCUAUUUGUAGUCAUUGGUGCCCUAAGUGUCCAUUCAUAGCAAAAAUUGUAGAAUAAAUGGUCUAUACAUGUAUGUCUGUACAUAUUUAUUAAAGAAUUACACUGUA
This is a messenger RNA of Paramormyrops kingsleyae, 1560 nucleotides long. NCBI's taxonomy places the organism in Eukaryota, Metazoa, Chordata, Actinopteri, Osteoglossiformes, Mormyridae. The record is from RefSeq and is a predicted model, not a curated record.